AAAAUAUUUGAAUUUUUUCAUUAAUUAUUUAUUAAAACCAUGUAGAAUCAUUCCCCGUUUAUAACUUUGGGGUUCUUGAACUUUACAUCUAACUUUUUUAACCACACCGUGGGAUGUAGCAGGCAAUUUCCGAUAACGAAAACAGACGAACGAAAAGCAGGCAAGCGCGGAUGAAACCAGACAAAUAAAAAGCUGGCAAGCGCAGAUAAAAGCAGAAGAAAAUAGACAAAUAAAUUGCAGGCAAGCGAGGAUUUAAUCAGACAAGACAUUUGCGGAUAAAACCGGAGGCUUGCGGAUAAUUGACGAUGGUGCACUAACCGGACGAAAACAGGUAAAACCGAACGUUCGCGGAUGUAGCAGAGCCGACGAACAAAAAGCAGGCAAGCGCGGAUAAAAGCAGACGAAAAUAGACACACAAAUUGCUGGAAAGUGCGGAUGAAACCAGACAAAAACUGACGUUUGCGGAUGAUUGGCGAUGGUGCACUACACUGUUCAAAAUUUUAUGACCAUUUUAACAGCAAAUUAACACCAUACAUGGUCUAUAUCGAUACAAACCAAAAUGGUGUUAAAUGUGGUCCGUUGGCCCGGUGUUAAUUCAAAUACUAAAAUGGUGUUAAUUUAACUUUCACACAGUAUUAAAAUAAAUUUUACCUGGUGUAUAUUGAACUCCUGUUCAGUGUUAAAUAUUAUGUGUUUGUGGUCAAAUUAAAUCAUACUACACAGAAAAAAAGGAAAAAAAGGAAACAGGAAGUUCCUUGACGCAUUACAAGUAUAUUACCAUUGGUAUUAUUCCAGAAAAUGGAACCUUCAACUCGCUAGAGAUAAUGUUUUUAGUGCGUUCCACUAACUUAAAAUACUUCAAGUAUUGACAGCUGUUUCCACCUAUUUAAGGUCUCUUUAGUAUCGAACAACUUGUAGUGUCACACCAAAGCAAAGGAUCACCUGAGUUUAUAUAUUCUUCAUGUAAGUCAACAGAGGCGAGAUUUAAGAACAUCACGUGAUCCACACCGCCUUUGCCGCGAUCGGUACACAUUUUCAACCAUAAUUUAUGGUGUUAUAUUAACACCACUUGGUGUUGAAUUUUGACACCAUUUUAAGAUUACUUUUUACACCACAGAUAUUUUAAACAGUGUAACCGGACGAAAAACAGGUAAAACCGGAUGUUCGUUAAUUUUUUUGAAUAUUUACACGUGCACUUCCUAGCAUUUGCGGCAUAUAACAAAAAUUGUUUAACAAAUACACAUGCGCAACAGAAAAGCGAUUGUCCCUAAAGCAAAGUCUCUCUCGCGCAAGCGCGGUUUCCUUUUGCAUUUAAGUACAUUGCAGACGAGGUCCACCGUAUUAUAUAAAAUGUGUUGCCCGUAGGUUGCAUACACCUACAGUUCGAUUUUUAAAAGAAGUAACUUUCGUCAUAGAUUUAAAACCUGUUUUUCGACAAACGUAUCGCUGUAUGCCAUCGCUCCAUGGCUAGCGUGCGUGGGCGUGAAUUAAUUUAGAUUUUGAUUUAUUUAGAUAGGAUAAAGAACAUUUGGGAUAUGGAUAUGGUGGUAAGAGAUUACAACGAAAAAUCCAUAACCAUAUAUCGAUCUCCAUUGGGUACCUUUUAUACAACUGGAGGCUCAGAUAUAAAGGAAAAAUACGAACGAUUGUACAAUUGGUUGUCCUAUAUGAUACCAGAACAAAAUUCGGAUCUUGAAAAUAUAAAAGGCUUAGCGCAGUCGUUAAAAGACCAAAACAAAAACUUACAAAAUAAAGACAUAAAAACCAAACCUAAACUUCAGAAAACCUUUAAAAAUGAUGAACCAGGAAAAAGGCUAUACUCAGCGGUUCUACAAGGCUUACCUUGUGGAAAAAACGAACAUAUGUCACUAUUUACAAAUCAAGAAGAAAAAGCAGAAACACUUUUAUGCUUACCGAUAGCCAAACUGAAGAAUACCAUUGUUAAUGCCGUAUCAAACUUGCAAAAACCUGCAGAAGAUUUACAUCAAUCUUCUGACAGUGAUUUGCUGGGGGGUGUGGGUUUUACACAGUCAAAUUCCACUGAUGAUGGUAAAAUAUUCAAUAACCAACAACCUAUUACAGUUAACAGCCCUCCAAAAGUCUGUGAUAGUGUUAAAGUGCCAGAUGAAGUUCCUCCUGGCUUUUUGAAUACUUAUUCCAAUUUUGUAAGCAAUAUUAACUUUGGAAAACCUUCUACCGCAAAUAUUACGCCGGUUAACAACAGUGGUUACGUGAAUAAUUAUAGCAACUACCAAUUUUCAUCCCACUUUACUAACAGUAGCUACCACCAGACAAACAAUUGUAUUUACUCGAACAACACCUACUGUAAUGUAUCGCAAGUAGUCACAAAUCGUUCUACCAUGCAAACGUAUUCGAGAAAUUACAUUCCCAACUCGUACCCCACAUACCCCACAUCAAUGCUGAUGUUGCAACAAAACAGAUCGACCCUAUACCCCCCUUUGACCCCACAAGGGGGGUACUUCCAACAAACGCACCAGCAAAAUUUCUAUAGUCACCCUAUGUCGCUGUCUUUAAGAACUGGACAAAAUUUAAGUUCUUAUACUAGGAAUACCAUAUCAUCACAGAGGACUUUAUAUCCGCAACAUUUUGUCAGUUCCUCCGUUCCUCCCUCUCAUUGGGUUCAACAGUGUUACGGGGAGGCCGCCCAGGGGAGCAGAUUAAAGAUUAAAAGUAGAAAAAUGACUAAUCCACAGGUCAAUUUACUACAAACUAGGAUUAAGAUGAAGCCUCCUGGGUUGGAUGUGGACGAUAAAAGGGCGAGCAAAAAGUUUUCUGUCCCUCAAAAUCCAGGAAAGGUGUUAACUAAUGCAAAGUUUGAAAAAAUGAAUGACUUUGAAGAGGUGGUAUCCAAAACGGUGGACGUGGUUCUGGAGGAACGGCACGAGGACUUCCUGCCCAUCCAGGUAAGCAUGUCCGAGGUUCUGGAGCUGGAAGCCCUGGAGCAGUACAACCCCUCUAACGAAAACGUGUACUUGGAUCUGGAGAGGCAGGCAGCCGAGCAGUACGACCCGUAUUCGGAAAACUGGAGAGGCCCCCCGACGCCUAGCCCUGCUCUCGGGGGGUCGCAAAUUUAUAUUAUUUUUAUCCGAAUGUUUUAAACGAAUUUCAAGUUUAUGAGAAUACAAAUUUUUCUUAAACUGUUACGUCUUUUAGUUCUGGGAUGUUACGACAUUUUAAGAAAUUAGGGUGUUUACUUAAUAUGGUUUACAAGUAUU
Brassicogethes aeneus is the source of this 3236-nucleotide messenger RNA. Lineage: Eukaryota; Metazoa; Arthropoda; Insecta; Coleoptera; Nitidulidae. The record is from the annotation of a GenBank genome assembly.